AUGUACAAGCCAAGAGUAUUCCCUGUCAUGUUUCCAUGGAAUAUUUUUGCUUUUGUUUUAAGGAACCUGUUGGACAAUCCAAUAGAUUGUAAAGACGCAAUUCUGAAGCAACUGGCAGCUUCUAUUACUCUUAAGUCCAACUGCGGCCAAAUAUCGAAUGUUGCAGUGGAAAGUGACUUGCAUUUUCCUCACUCAGAAGAAUCAAAAAUAGGAAGUCGUAUGAAAAGAUCUGUGGCAAGUUGCCAGGCGGGAUCAGCAAAUUGUGUGAGUUACACGUGUGGAGGAAUCGAUCACUGGUUGCCGUAUCAGACUUACUGGGGAUGCUGUAAGGGUGUUAUUCAUGAUCAGCGAGAGACCUACUGCUCAGAAAGACAGGGCGUUAUGCAAUGCAGCACGGUAUUUUCAGCGUUUAGAUGCAGGAAUGAACACUGUAUACCAAAUUCAUGGUUGUGUAACAGAGUGAACGAGUGUCAAGAUGGAAGUGAUGAAAUUGGAUGUGAUGAGUGUAGUAAAACUGCUUCGUUCUUAUCCGUUGUGGCUGUAAGUGUAGACAGGUUCUUAGCUAUUCAUCUUCAUCUCAGAUACCAGGAGCUCGUGACUCACAAGCGUAUUGUUAUUGUGGUGAUUUCCAUAUGGGUCUUGAGUGCAUCUGUUUCUUUCACGAUGUUCUGGGAAUUACGGGCUUAUAUCAACUUAUUCAUUUUAGCCUUUGGCUUCAUCAUCUCAUUUGUGGCGUACAUCAAGAUGUAUUUAACAGUUCGACGGCACAAGAAUCAGAUUCAGUCCUUGCUAGUUGUAGAUGAAACUCAGUCUGGAAUAAUGACUAAUUAUGCUGCCGUUGUUAAGACUACAGUUGGCGUACUCUACGUUUAUCUCGUGCUCUUAGCCAGUUAUUUGCCUCAUUUUAUUUGCAUGGCUUUUGUUCGAAUCUACCGUGACUCGAGCAUUGCUAAAAAACAGCUGUUUCUUUUCUCGUUGACUCUCAUGUUUCUUAAUUCAUCUUUGAACCCUGUCAUUUAUUGCUGGAAGAUGAGACACAUUCGACACGCUAUCAUAGACAUACUACGAAAUAUGCCUCGAAUGAGAAAUUAUUCAUCUCGCGUAAAUUACGAUCGGUCUUUAAGUGUCGUUCGUUUGGGUAACUGACUGAAACCCUUGUGUGGCUAACAUGGAUUUUAUAUUGUUUUCUCAGUAGACUUAAUGGGGAU
Molecule: messenger RNA, 1208 nt
Organism: Pocillopora damicornis (cauliflower coral)
Lineage: Eukaryota; Metazoa; Cnidaria; Anthozoa; Scleractinia; Pocilloporidae
Product: adhesion G protein-coupled receptor L2
Biological process (GO): negative regulation of angiogenesis; G protein-coupled receptor signaling pathway; cell surface receptor signaling pathway
Cellular component (GO): plasma membrane
Molecular function (GO): protein binding; G protein-coupled receptor activity
Source: RefSeq, a predicted model, not a curated record